Molecule: messenger RNA, 1884 nt
Organism: Striga hermonthica
Lineage: Eukaryota; Viridiplantae; Streptophyta; Magnoliopsida; Lamiales; Orobanchaceae
Source: the annotation of a GenBank genome assembly
AUGAUGAAGUUGGUUGCAUUAAAAUCUUGUGUCCUUAUUUCAUCUUUGUUUGCAGCCCUUCUUCUCCUAACCUUCGAGCCAAGUCGUUGUGCCGCAUGCACUGAAACCGAACAACGAGCACUUUUAACCUUCAAACACUCUUUACAUGAUCCCUCGAAUAAGUUGUCUUCUUGGGGGGAUGGCAAAGUUAAUUGCUGCCGGUGGAAAGGUGUUCUCUGCAGCAGCAUCAGCAGCAGCAGCUUAACUGGCCAUGUGGAAGGACUUCAACUUCAGAGUGGCUUAAAUGGCACAGUGAGCUCUUCUCUGCUUGACCUGAAGCAUUUGAGAUAUCUCGACCUCAGCCGAAACAAUUUCCACCAACCGAUCCCUUCCUUCAUUGGAUCACUUGCUAGCCUCGAGUAUUUGAAUUUAUCUCACGCUGAGUUUUACGGAAAGAUUCCAUAUAGUAUUGGAAAUCUUUCUAAGCUGCACACUCUUAGUUUAGAGGAGACUCGUUCCACACCAUCACUAUUACAAGCUGAUAGUCUGGAAUGGUUGUGGGGGCUUUCUAAGCUGGAGCAUCUCAACUUGAAUGGGGUGAAUCUCAGCCAAGCACACGACUGGGAACAGGUUAUUUUUAAACUCCCUUCUUUAGUCCACCUUCGUUUAAGCUCUUGCAUUCUUAGCGAUUCUGCACCUUUGUCGAAUGAUGUCAAUAUCAGCCGUUCGAAUUUAGAUACUCUUGAUCUCUCGUCAAACUCCUUUGUCUCGGAAUGGAUUUUCCGACUCGCCAAUCUGAAUUUUCUUGAUUUGAGUGUCAACUCGUUUGAAGGUCCAAUCCCAACAAAUGCCAAUUUCACAAGACUCCAACACGUUAAUCUCUCCGAAAAUUAUUUCAAUUCCACCAUUCCGGACUGGCUCUACUCUUGUGAAAACCUUGAGUUUGUCAAUUUGGGUUCAAAUAAUCUACAGGGGAAUAUUUCCACUGCCAUAGAAAAUUUAACCUCUCUCACCACACUCGUUUUAUCACACAACGAACUUUCUGGAGAAAUACCGAGAGAAAUUGGCAGCCUGUGCAAAAUGCAAAGGCUGGACCUAUCUUAUAAUAAGUUGGGAGGAAAUAUAUCCGAUUCGUCAUUCGAAAAUGUGUCAAGUUGCUUCUUAGGCAGUUUGGAAUUUCUAGAUUUGAGUAUGAAUCAACUUUCUGGUCAUCUAACUCAUAUGUUGGGGUCAUUUAAGCGGCUGGGAGCUCUCAUGCUUGGCAGAAACUCAUUAUCGGGCGUGAUUCCAAGCAAUAUAGGAAACUUAUCUUCCCUUCAGUCUUUAGAUAUGUCUUAUAACAGAUUGAGUGGGAAUCUCCCGGAGAGUGUUGGCCAACUUUUUAACUUGAAAGGUCUUCUCCUUCAUUUUAAUAUGCUGGAAGGAGUCGUGACUGAAGCCCACUUUGCCCGUCUCUCGAAACUGACAGUUUUAUCUGCCUCUGGGAACCACUUGACUUUAAACAUAAGCAACCCCGACUGGAUUCCACCAUUCAAACUAGAGACACUUCUGUUGGGUUUAUGGAGUUUGGGCUCAGACUCUCGGAUUUUCUCGUGGCUCGGGACACAACAGAGUAGUAUUUUAGAACUUGAUUUAUCUUCUACUGGAAUCUCGAGCGACGUGCCCAGCUGGCUGUGGAGUGUCAAAUAUCUCAACCUCUCAUAUAACCAGCUCCAUGGCCAGAUUCCAGUUAUAAGUGACCCUAAGAUUGAUGACGUUAAUUAUGGCCGAUUCAUAUAUUUGAGUUCCAACAAUUUUAGUGGCCCAUUGCCUCGUGUAGGAAACAAGGUGUCAGAGCUUGAUCUAUCAAACAAUUCGUUUUCGGGAGGCAUAUCCCACUUUGUCACACCUCAACUCAGUAUUUAG